AAGUUGUGGCCGGCUCAAUUCUGAGGCAGCACCCGAAGAAUCGUCAGUCUUGGUGAGAUUAGCACGGGUUUGUGGCCUCACUGCCCGGCAAAGGGUGCCACUCACCUUGGAACAUUUCGAUGACUUGUCUUGGGACGACAAAAAGAGAAUCUUCGAAAACAAUAUUCAACCCUAUGUUGAAUAUCCGAUAGAGUUGCACGAUAAGGCUACGAAGCAUGCUAUGAAGAUCAUCUCUAAAGCCUGGAGGAGCUACAAGAACAAGUAAAGUGUUGUCACUUACUAUUGUCAUUUACUAACAUUUUUUCAUUAUCUACUGUCACUUAUGCAGAUUUAUUGUUUUGUCGUGCAGGCUUUUAAAGUGUUGGAAGAAAAAAGAGAACCCUUUUGACAAGUAUGCGGACUUGACCAAAGAAGCCUGGGAUGAGCUUGUUGAAAAGUGGAAUACUCCCGAGUUCCAACAGUCAAGUGAGUAUUUUCGGGGUCUCCGAGCGCGGAACGAGCUUGACCACCACCUUGGCUCAGCGGGAUAUGCUGGAAAGCAACGCAAGUGGGAGCAGGAGGAUGAGAUGCUGGCAGCGAGGGGCAUUGAGAAUCCCUAUGAAUCGUUUGAGGGACGGCUGGCACCAUUUAUGCGUGCUAGGUCAAAGCUCACGGAGGAUGGCAAUAUCAAUUUCUACAGCACGAGCGCUGAGGAAGUUGCUCAAAGGGCUUUGAUGGAGAGCAGCCAAGGUUCAAAUGAAGGAGUGAGGGAGUUUGAUGCGCUCACCAGGGCUUUGGGAACCCGUGAGCAACGGGGCCGUGUCCGUGGUGUUUCCAGUCAGUUGACCUGGAAGGAGGGGUUCCCUGAACACAAAGGCAGAUACCGGAAGCGGACUCGAGACUCCUCAUCAAAGGUUGACAUAGAUGAGAUCAAAAAGCAGGUGAAGAUGGAGAUGUUUGGAGAGCUGAAGACCAUCUUCGAGUCUCAGGGAUUGUCAUUCCCUGAUAUGCCGGGGAGUACGAUGAGUGAAGAGAGAAGGGACAGCUUCGCUUGUACUGCAGCGGGUGCUUCUCAGAGUAGAGGGACAGAGAGGGCAAUUGUGCCUACAUCAGUGGAGCCGGAUACGAUAGAUGGCUUGGCUCGUCCGACCCGAUGCAGUCUUCUCGUGCAGCUGGUCGGAGAUUCAUCUUUCAUGGAGGUCGGGAACGGGCUUGUGUAUCCCGGUAUGUCCCAGCUUGAAGGUGUCCAGGUCAGGGCUGAUUGUGCUGUGGUCAAGAUUGACUACGUGCAUGAGUUUGCUAAGAAUAUCAAGCUGGAGGUGCCACCAGAUGACAUGACCACCACUUUGCGGGAUGCAGUUGCGAGAAGGGUUCAGUGGCGGAGAGCUGGUAUUCAUAUUGAUCCAGCAGAUGCAGAUUCAGUACCGACCAGUCAACCUCAGCCACAGAGUGCUGCAGUGCCACCGACGUUUUCUGAGCCAUGCCCACAGCUGCCGGAUACACGGGAAUCGUUAUCGGAACCGCAUCCUCCUGUCCCUACUCAGCCUCAGGUUACCCCCCCUCCACCUGUUCCGACAGAGCCAGCUACCGCUCCCAAGAAGCCAAGCAAGGCUAAUCCUGUGAGGAAGAAGCAGAGUAGGCCGAUGGCGACGAAGCGGGAGAUCUCAGAGGGUAAGAAAAAGGUGGAGCGGAUAAAACAACCGGUCACAAGGGCUUACACUUCUGAGAAUCCAAAGUACAGGGUUGGAAAGGCCUUGCUUAGUGUCUCUGAGCUUCGGGCAGCAGGUCCAUAUUGUAUGGACCUGCACAAGUACUACAUGCAAAAUGUCAAUCAAGCCGAGGAAAUCAUGGCACAUGCAACAAGAGACAAGGCGUCGAACCGGAAAGAAGUGUGGGUACAUUGA
This is a messenger RNA of Panicum hallii, 1883 nucleotides long. RefSeq lists its product as uncharacterized. The transcript is spliced from 3 exons. Bases 567 to 1883 code for a protein of 438 amino acids. Lineage: Eukaryota; Viridiplantae; Streptophyta; Magnoliopsida; Poales; Poaceae. The record is from RefSeq and is a predicted model, not a curated record.